AUGCACACAACUUGUGUGAUUCAAGAACCCCGAAAGAAGCAGAAAGUCAAUGAAGAAGAGGACAUUGAUUGGAACCACAAAUGCUUGGGCGACUUACUUAAGGCAGUUCUUCGACACAUCCUUUCAUUUCUUCCCACAAAAGAUGCUGUUAGGACAAGCGUGCUUUCUAAAAGGUGGGAAUACCUAUGGGCUUCUACUCCCAAUCUGGAUUUUGAACGAUCAUUGCUUGCUAAGAGAAAUUUUUUGAGGAAUUUUGUGGAAAGGGUGUUCUGUCUUCGUGACUGUUGUGUUAUGGAACAUUCACUCUCUAUUGUGAUGUGCUCUGUGAUGCAUCUCGUAUUCAUACGUGGAUCUAUGCCGUUGAAAGAACCCCGAAAGAAGCAGAAACUCAAUGAAGAAGAGGACAUUGAUUGGAACCACAAAUGCUUAGGCGACUUACUUGAGGCUGUUCGUCACAAAUGCUUAGGCGACUUACUUGAGGCUGUUCGUCGACACAUCCUUUCAUUUCUUCCCACUAAAGAUGCUGUUAGGACAAGCGUGCUUCCUAAAAGGACAUUGACAAAUGAGGUAUUACGCGCUCUUUCAUUGGUGCCUACUUCUAGGCCAACCCCUUGGUUGUCUCUACACCCCUACUUCCUUUAUCAGAUCCUAGCCACCUGGCUGAAAUUCGGCCAAUCUGGACGGUAA
Molecule: messenger RNA, 687 nt
Organism: Alnus glutinosa
Lineage: Eukaryota; Viridiplantae; Streptophyta; Magnoliopsida; Fagales; Betulaceae
Exons: 3
Coding region: 1-687 (228 amino acids)
Molecular function (GO): protein binding
Source: RefSeq, a predicted model, not a curated record